CGGCUGGGGGCCAUCUUGCUGCGCGUUUGCCAUCGACCGUCGCAUUCGAAGUUGAACCUCCGUGGAAUCGAGAUCGGCCAGGACGGAGUGAGCAGUUUGGGUAACGUGUCGUGCAAGAAGAGCCAAGAGUGGUGAAAGGCAGGAGUGCCAGAGAGAGAGAGAGAGCGAGAAGAGGAAUAGAGAAGCGUUACUACCAUCUGCAAGCAAGCGAGUGUGAAGAGAAAAGGAGGAGGAAGAAGCAAACAGCAAGAAAGCCCCGUGAUUCGAAAGUUGAACGUGCUCUUAUCCAACUAAACACACGCACACAUAACUUGCUCCCAACCACUACCCAGGCCCAAACCAACAUCGUCAUCAUCAGCUGCCCCCCCUCGGAGUGAACGGAAGAAGAAAUUGUGCCCAUUCCACAGUCUUCUUCUUCUGCCGUUUUGGCCUCUGUACAAUCGAGGUUACCACACGAGGACGGUGUGUGCCAAAACGAGGUGAGGGGUUUUUCUUCGCCAAAGAGAGAGCGAGCCAGCGCGAGCGGAAAAGAAAAAGCGGAAAUCGUGCGUGCGUGCGUUUAUCUGUGUGUGUUUGUUACGACGUUAUUUUUCUACGCCGUGACGUUGUCACUCUUGACUGUAUGUGAUCGAUACAUCCAGCAGCAGCAGUAGCAGCAGCAGCUUGCCAGCAAAUCCCGUUCAAUCGUGUCUAACAAAGCAACCGACGAAAAGUUGCAGCAGGAAGCAAAGCAAAAAAGAAACCUUGUGAUUUUUUUUUCUUGUUCCUGCGUGUUGCCAACACUCGCUCGCCCCCCCACCUUCCAGCCCGCGCGCGCGUCAUCAAGGCAGGCAAAAACGUGUUACAAAGCAGGCGCAGCUGCCGCCGUGUAUGUGUGUACGUGUGUGUGUGUGGUUAGCAAAUCAACCAAUAGAGAGAGUGGCGAAGCGCACCAAUACCUACCUGGAUCUCACGUACAACAGUACGCAACAGCGAAAUUUGCCCUUCUAUUUUUUCGCCGUACCUGUGUGUGUAUCGGUCGUGCGUGUAUGUGUGUGUGCGCGUUUCGUUUUUGCAACAUCAUCAUCAUUAAAGCAGAGAAACGAGCAGCUUCAGCAGCAGCAGCAGCAGCUUUUAUAUUUCCCUGUGUAAACGUGUGUACACAAUCGAAGUGCGUACGUACGUGCGCGUAAAUGAGUCUGUGUGCGUUUGUGUUAUAAUCCAUUUCGAUUGCUUUUUCGCCGUAAAAGUGCAAAAGUUGCGUGCGUCCGUGUGUGUGUGCGUUGUACGUCGAGCGACGACGACCAUCUUUGCCAAGCGCUUUUCGAUACGGGCCUGCAGCUGUGUGCGUGCGUGCCUGCCCUGGGUGCUGCGUAACCAACACGGACAGAACCGGAGUGUGCGUUAUAGCUAGUGACGAAAGCAUUUACCCCCGUUGUGCGUUUGUGUGCGUGUGUGUGUGUGCUGCGUACGUGUGUUUGACGAAGCAGGAAGCGCUGUAAUCCCCCAAACACACAUCCACACACACAGCUAAUACCUGAAAGGCGUAACCAACACAGCUACACGCUGCCCUUGUUCAGCCCUGGGCUUGAGCUACACAAACGCAGCUUUUUGGAAGCAGCAGACGACCAGACGAGACGUGUGCGUGCACACGAAAACAUCCCGUGUCCGUCAAGUGUGUGUGUAUGCUUCAAGGAUUAGUACAGUUGUGCCCGAGUUGUGUGCCACGUUAGAGAGACCCCCCAGACCACCAGGGUCGAUUGUGCUCUAUCGCGUCCGACGUUGGUGUGCGUACACAAUAGCGCACCCCAAUCAACGCCACCACCCCCCCUACCCGUUUCGUUGUUGCCCGGGCUCACAGCUCUGAAUGUACGCAUCAGCACCGUGUCCGUACGCGCACAAGGUGUUAACGAACGCAGCAACCACUCGCCAGCAGUUGAAGGACAUUGCGGAGCGAACCGCCGUACCGUUAGCAACAUCCACACAGUGACAUCCCACCACCACCACCACCACCACCCACCAACCACCACCACCGUGCGAACAUGAGGAUAGAGGUGAAUUCGGCCGCCGACUUUCUGAUGAACCUGCUGCGGGUUCGGAAGGCGAACCAGCUGUCGGAGAGCCAGCUGCAGCACUUCAAGGGCUCGCUGGAACAGAUACUGACGCGCCAUUUCCAGUGCCACUGGUACCCGGACGUGCCGACCAAGGGUUCCGGCUUCCGCUGUCUGCGGAUCAACGGCAAGAUGGAUCCGAUCAUCGAGAAGGCGGGCCACGCGGUGGGCCUGAACACGGUCGUGCUGCGGAAGCUGCUCCCGCUGGAGCUGACGAUCUGGAUCGAUCCGGACGAGGUGUCGUACCGGAUCGGGGAGAACGGGACGAUCUGCGUGCUGUACGAUACGGCCCAGAGCCGGGCCAGCCCCUCGUCCGACCUGGACUCGACCGGCAGCAGUAGCGGGAUGGCGUGCGACGAGUUCAUCAUGGAGCGGGUCGGCCGGCUCGACCUGUCCGUGUCGUCGGUGGACAGCGGCAACGGUAGCGGCGGCGGCGGCGGUGCCAUGAUGGUCGACUACCACCUGGAGCAGCACAGCGUCAGCACCAAGUCGCACCAGCAGCACCAGCACCAGCACCACAACAAGUACAAUCACAACAACAACCAAUCGAACAACAACCACCAUCAGCAGCAUCAUUACGCGAAGCAGCGCCACAGCAACAGCAUGAGCUCGUCGUCCAGCGGACAGACCAGCCCACCGCUGAGCCCACCGUACGGUGCUGCUGCCGGCGGUUUCCUCAACCACCAGCAAAAUCUCGCCAGAUACCAGCAGCAGCAGCAUCCCCAUGGACCGCACCAGCAGCAGCAGCAGCACGGUGGCAACAACUUUUACCCAUCCCAGCCCCAGCAGUACUUCCCCUGGGACAACCAGUUCGUCAACAACAAGGUGCGCACCCAAUGUUAAGCUGAAAGGAGGAGCAGGAGAGCUGCGGGGCGCGCGUAUCUUUCGCGCUUUCUCACACCGAAGCGUGGCGCUCUCUCCCUCGGACCCGACGCAGCAGCAGCAGCAGUGGAGAAGGGCGCGGCGGAAUGUGAUCGAUCAACAGUGUGUGUGUAUGCCCUGUUGUAAUAUGGCGUUGGGCCGAAAGUGGAUCAAGUUGUAAAUUGAUUUUGCGAUAGAGAGAGAGGGUGAGAGAGGGAAAAAAGAAAAUAUGGAAGCUUAAUAAUGCUGGCAAAGCUGAAUAAGAAGAAAAUCGGAGAGCACCACCCCGAAGCUGUCCUUAGAAGACGUGUGGUUGUAUGUGUGUAUGAAUGUGUGUGUGAUCCUGCCCGUUUUUCUUCUCGCAUUCUUUGGUGGUGCGUAUUUUGUUGUGCGUACGUGUGUGUCCUUCUGUUGCGUUGCGUGCGCGUCGAUCGUGUUGUGUGAGUGAGAGAGAGAGGCAAGAAGAGUCAAACAAGGGGGGCGGCAGCAGAAGAACAACAGGAUCCAAAAGUAGUGUAACCACCACCAAUCUCUACAUAAUACCACCCCCACCUGUGUGUACAAAUGCAAGCAAACAAAAGAAGAGGAAGAAGAAGAAAGUGCGUCUGUGUGUCCUGUGUGUGUGUACAAAGAGAAUAUCCAUUGUGCGUUGCUUUCUGUUUGUGUGUGUACACGGAAGAAAAUUGUGAAUGCAGUCACAUUGAUGCACACACACACACACACGAGCGCCCCAAACGCGCACACACACACACACGCGCAAAACCUCCAGCAGUCGACGACAACACCACCCCACAUUGAAGCAGGCGUUGAAGUCUGUUUUCCCCCAAAUUGCCAUCAUCAAACAAGUGUCUGUAUUGUAGUGUGUGAGCGCAUGUUGCGUAUGCGUCCGUGUGUGUGUGUGGGUGUGUGUAUGUAAAAAAUCCUGGAAUGGGGCUGCUGUGUAACGUGCGUGUGAUAAGAGCUAGAAGGGAAAAGAUCCGGAAUGAACGAGCGGAAGCAGCGAAGAGAGAUGGAGAGAGAUAGAGAGAGAGUUCCUACAUGAUAUAUAAUUGUUUUUUAAAUAAGGCGACAUGUUUUGUGUGAUGAGUGAACGCGCGGGUACCUUAUCGAAUAGUUGUAGUAGUAGUAGUGGUAGAGAGAGAUAGAGAGAAAGCGACACACAAAGCAACCCGCACCGCCACACCACGUACACGCACAGACGACGUACAACCGAACAGUGCAAAAUACACCCAUUGUUUUGGGAACAAUAGAUCUUCGAGUGAUCCAGAAGAGGAAGGCGCACGAGCACGCACGCACACUCACACACACUGUGAGAGAAGGAAGCUGUGUGUGUGUGUGCAAAUGACGACGAGUGAAGAAGGAGCAAGAGCGAGAGAGAGAGAGAGAGGGAGCGAAACGGAUGAUCUUCAGCAACUAGCGCCGCGCGCUCGACAUCGUUUACUUUGAUGCCCGCCGCGUGUGAUUAACCUCCUUGUUUUUUUUUUAAUGUUGUUAUUCUCCAAAAAAGAAAACACCCCCCCUCCUACCCCCCCUGUACUACAUGACCCCGUCACACUACCACCCUCCCUACACACCACCCCGCCGCAUCCAUCACAAUCAUCUGCUGCUGCGCGGGGGUUGAAGGAGAGAGCAUUGAAGUGGUGUGGAGAGCAAUAGGAUAUAAGAAGAGGAAGAAGAAGAAGCGAGAGAGCGUGUGUGUGUGUGUGAGAAAGCGAGGAAGAAGGAGGUGGUGUGUUGUGCGACGCAUUUCAAUUGUGAUCAAUAUUAAUUUCAAAACAAAUAUGCACACACACACUCACUCACACACACACAUAUGCGUGUGCGAAAGAUAAACCGUCUUGAAUAAUAUACCAGUAGGCAGCGGAAGAGAAAGAUGUGCAGAAAAUCGAGUCAUCAAUAUAACAGAACAAGAAGAAGAUGAAGAAACAUAUACACACACACAAAGAAGAAACAUCACUCUUGGUGUGGUGUGUGUAUUUGUAAAAGUGUGUGCGCGUGCGACAAAAAAAUGAAAAAUUGAAAAUAUGAAUUGGUAAAGAGAAGAAAAGCGUUUGAGUAAGAGCAGGAACAGGAGAAGAGUACAAGCAAAAGAAAACACAAGUGAGCGAAAACGAAAGAAAAAAAGAAGAAAAAAGAAAACAACAACUACAAAAAAACUGCAACAAAACAACAAGAAACGAAACGUAAAAAUGUAAAAUCCCCCUCCCAAUAUUAUGAUGAUGAUGAGGAUGAUGAUGCGUGUGUGAUUCGCUCGUGACUGCAUGAAAGCUACAUUUGUAAGAGCGUUUGAAAAGUAUAAGGCAAAAGUCAUAUGGUGUAUGUGUAUGUGUACGAGAGAGAGAGAGAGAGAGAGAAGGAGAGAAAGGAAGAGGAAUGUGAAGACCAACUCUCGCCCUAACCCGGCAAAAGUAUAAAAUAUAGUUUGUAAAGAAGAGCAAACACAGCAGGCAGAAACAACAACAAAACCACCCCGUUAAACGAUACUACUUUUUUUUUUGAUAUACUUUACUCCUUUUUUUUCGCGCGCGAUAUGUGUUUGUAUGAGUUUUUAAAAGAUUGUUUAAAUUAAAGAAAAGAAGCUAAAGUAACUUCGCAUGCGCGUGGGGCGACAUAUGCUACACGGAGUUGUGUCGUGCCGUAGUGAUGCAGUAGAGAUAGAGGGAGAUAGAGGGAGGAAGGAAGGGAGCCACAGAAGGAGGCCCUCCAUUCGCCCGGAAAAACAAACACCUAAACUCACCAACCAGUCCAAAAUAAUUACUUUAGUAAGAGAGCGUGUGUGUAAUAGUGAUUUGCAAUUUUUGUGUAUAAAAAACAAACAAACGAAACAAAAAACAAAACAACUGAUGCCAGAUUUCUGUUCUUUUGUGUAUUACACUUUUAAUAUAUCCUAUCCGGGUUUUGCAUUUCCCGAACCGCCCGCUAAACCCCUCUCCUUUUGUCGGUACGUGGAAGAUGUUUUUUUUCCGUUUGUUAGUGUGAUUUUCGGUCGAUGCGAGACAGUGUUUGUCGAGUCUUUUUUGUUUGUGUUGGCUUGCGAGGAGGACGAGGACGUCUUGUUUCUUCUUUCGCAACAUCUUGAAAAUGGGAAACAAAAAUCAUGUUGUAAAUCGCUCAAAAACUGGCGAUUUGCUGAUUUGCGUGUCAUUAUUUUUGGGCGGUACGAGAGAGAGAGAGAGAGAGAGAGUCCUUUAAUUCCACUGCCGCGGAAAAGAAUGAUAAACUGUAGUACAAAAACGCCUCGGAAGGAAUCGCAUUAUGGGCGGCAUUCCCGAUUUUAUACAACAACAACAAAAAAGGAGAAAAACGCUUUCAACGAACGGCCAAAAGGAGAAGCCAAGUGGGCGGCGGAGAUCGAAGAGUGAUAGAUGUGAUAGAGAGAGAGAGAGAUGAUGGAGAGACGAAUGAUGAUUUUUUCCCCCUUGAUAGCGAGUAAGCUGUGCGAGAAGCGAGUGAAUCCAGGGCGGGAAAGUGAGCAGGAGAGGGACGAUUAGUUUAGAUUAAACGUUUGUGUUUUCCUUAGUUCUUUUUUUCCUUUUUUUAAAGUGUAAGGUCCCAUUUCUUCCACCCUCUUCUAAUUGUCCACCCACACGACACGAAAGACCCACCCGACCCGACCCGACCGCCUGCUACUGUUGUCCCCUUAUCUGUGAAAGAGUUUCCCCAUUUUCGUGGGAACCGAUUUGAGUAUAAGAGUGUGUGUUUGUGUGUGGGGGGUGUGAAAAGAAGGUAGGGAGGGUGGGAGUUUCUAUGGGGUCGGGAAGGAGAAAGAGCAGGGUAGAGAAGGGGGGGUGAUAAGGCGCGCAUUCAACAGCCACCACCAGCAGCAGCAGCGCUGGGGUGGAAUUGAGGGAAAAAUGGCGACGAACUACAUAUUAGGGUGUAAGAAGCGAAGGGCAGCGCGAAGAAGAAGCAGAAGGGAGCAAAGGAGGAGAAGGAAUCGAUUGUUUAUAAAAAAAACUAUAUAUGUAUACAUACGAUGAAAAAAAGGAACACUACUUUAUAUAUAUAUAUAUAUUUGCUUAUAAUUAUUUUGCUGUAACAAUUUUCGAAUCAAAGAAGAAAAGAAAAUAACAUCUACACUUGCAUUAAAAAAACUUAAAAAAAACUCAGGCUUCUUUUUUGUUUGUUUUCUUUCCACUUUAUCCGUUUUAUGUUUUUUUUCUCUCCAUCGUGUCAGGUUCGAUCAUCAUCACUACAAGCCGCGGGGCCGUACGCGCACCCCCAUUCGCUUUCUUGAUUUUUCGCCUCUUUUUUUUUCGUUCCGUUUUCGUUUUUCUUCUCCUCCGCCUCGAUCGACUCUUCCAGCAGGGCCCACACAAUACUGCUGGCUUCAGUGGCCAUCUUUAUCCGCCUCAGCGUUGUCCGCACGUGCUGUCCUCUUGGUGUGGUGCAAGGGACAGGGAAGAAGCAGGAAGAAAUGGGGCUUGUUUAUUAAAGAAAAAAAAAAAUAGUUAAAACGAAACCAUAUUAAUCUUAAUUUUGGAAGCGGGAUUUAUUGGAGGAAAUAUGCAUGCGACGGGAAAAGGCAAAUUUGCUACACGUGGAACUAAUGGUAAAAAUGGGGGUUGUGUUUUUGUGUUCGUUUUCCUUUCCUUAAUGUGUCCUACCUUCGUAUAGGAAGAAGCUUCCAUAGUAUUUUGAGAUUCUUCCAAAAGUUCAAUAAUGCUCAAGGCUUGUCAAUUGUCAUGGAGCAUAAUUCUAAAUUUGAUUGGCUUUAGAGGUCGUCCUUCAGAAGAUUCAUUUGUGAGAACAUUCAGUUUCAAAUACUUGAUUAGACCUUUUUAAAUAAGUUAACUUGCAUAUGAGGAUCAUUUUGACGUAUUUAGUACACUGAAUUGGUUAUGUUGUACUAUCAUUUACUUUUGCUUCAAUGUCACUUUCAGCAAUGGUUCAAAAUUGUUAGGAAAUACUUUUAAUCACGAAGAACCUAGGAAUGAAUAUAAAAAUACAAUGUUCGGAAAAUAUGAAAACGCUUUAGGACGAAAGAGCCUAGCGUUAAUGAUCGUUGAAACCGCUCCGAAGGUUGCAAUCAAAUCAAAUCUUUCCAGUCAUCUUAGCUAGUCAGCAACUUCGGUCGAGAAGUAGUAAUGCGAUCAUCGAGAAUCAUUCGGUAAUCAUUUCUUGCCUAUCAUGAUCACGAAUUGGAGCCUUUUUGAGAAGACAAUAUCUUGGUAUUCAAAUAUAUUUUGAUUGAAUUCAAAAGCGAUAACUCUGGGAUGAUGUUAAACUGAAGUUACAUCAGAAGAGAGUGAGCGAGAUACAUAUCACGAGGCAAUUUUAGUCUAAUUGACACAUUGGACCCAGAAGAAAUGAAGGGAAACUGGUUCAGUUUUGGUGGAGGUUUUUCGAGGAGAGAAAAAAAUGUGUAACGCCGCAGCUUUUUCCUUCCAGUUAAGCCACAAGCACAGUCGAAAGUGUGGUAGCAUCGGUGUGUGCCUCCUUUGUAUGGAAUUUUCACACAGCGCAUUUUCUCGCAUUUUGCUGUGCAUCUGCAUGUGUGUGUGUGUGUAGGGUUGCAUUUUUCCCAUUUUCCAACAAUAGGCAGAUGAUGCGUUUGUGUGUGCAACGUGUGCCAUCAGCACAACACCCGAGCACAUUUCCCACACCAAUUCCUCCUGCGCCACCAACAAACACGCACCUGCACACACACACCCAUUGCAUUGAGUGAGUCACGUAGGCUUCUCCAAAGCACAACACACUACACACAGACACAGAGGGCCGUUUUAAAAAUAGCCCAGCAAAAGACAAAGGGCUUGGAAAUCGUGGUGGCCUCCCUCCUUGCUCGCGAGACCGUGUGUUGGUUGGGUGGUGGCAUUGGUGGUGCAGGGGGCGGCCUGUGUGCUGUUUCCAGUGGCGAACAAGGUUUUCCACUCUCUCCCCACCCCCCUCCCCCCCUCUCUACAGAAAAACGAAGGGCGACUGUGUGCAUACAGAGUCCUCCUCGCGCGGGUGUGUGCGCCCAACGACGCAAUAAAAGCGCGUACAUACACACACACACGUACACUGCAAUCGCUUGUGGUUGAGAGGGUUGAAAAUUUGCCAAAAAAAGGCACCCCUCUUUUUGCGACUGCCUGUGUGUUUGUAUGUAGACUACGUAGACAGGCUACAACAAGGGUGUCUAGAUUGAUCUAGGCCCUAUGAUUCUUUUUUUUUUUUGGUUUCGCUUUGCUGUCAUCGCUUGCCAUGAUACCGUUGUUGCUGAUUAAAUAGAGCACACACAGAGCCACACACACACACACCCACUGUACUGUCGUUAGGGGUGCGAGAAGCGUGUGUAUGCUGCUGCUAGAUGAUGAUAAUGAUGAAGAUUAGAUGCUGCUGCCGACUCUUCCUCGGCAUCGCAUGCAUAAAAAGCCGUUUUUUUGUUUGAUUUCGAGUCUAUGCUCGUGUGUAUGUGUGUGCGCUAGUAGCUAUGUGAGAGUGUGCUACGUGACUGAACGCACAGCCGCGUAGCCAGCACACGCACACACACUCGCAUCCCAUCUAUGCUGGCUGGGUUUGCCCCCCCGUAUGCAUGGCAACAAACAACAUGAACGCAUCAUGAUGUUCUUCAAAAUGGCUGGCCGCUAUGUGCUGCCCCCAGGCCCUCGCGGGGAAAGGCGGUGAAGGGGUUUUUGUUUAUUUUAUUUUUUUAUUCAAAGCUAUCGGAGCUUUUGAUUCGUUGGAGUUGGGGGGGGGAAUUAAGGGACAUCAAAUUUUCCAACCACACAUGUAUGUGGUUUUCAACAAAUUGGACAUUCUUUGUGCAUCACACUCCUUACUUUGGAUCCCAUGUAUUAAGAUUUGGAAUCCAGUGUGGCCACAAACGUUUUUUUGUCUUAACACAGCCUUUUUUAUUUCAAAAAUCUUCCCAUUUUUUGUAUGCAAUUGGUUUUUUUUUGCAAAAUUUCCAACGAAGAAUUGCCGUGAAUGCUGUAAGUAGUAAAUGCUGAACAUCCUCGCGCAAAGCGUUCGAAAGAGGCAUCUUAUUGUUAUUUGCUUUGGAUAGUGGUAGUACGGAUGAGAGGGGGUGUAACUCUUCUCUCCUCAAAGGAGGAAUACAACAAACAACAACAACAACAACAACAACGUAGUACAAGAAACGUUUCUCUAAUUUAGUGACUGCCAUCAUCGUGUAAAGCAAGAAAAACAGAUAAUCCUAAAGACACGAACAAAGACGACAAGCAGAGAGAGGGAUGGCUGCUCAAUGGUGUCCUCCAAGGAUUUACAAAUUCUGCCGUUAGUAUCGUGAACGUUUUGGUAAGCUCUCGCCCUACGCUUGCCUUCACCAUGCGUAUGUGGGUUUGCUAUUGUGGGUGUGUAUAUUUGUAGCAUUAUUUUUUACAUUUUUGUACAUAUAACACUACACUACCGAUGUAAAACAGAAGUCUGUUGUUUUCCCAGCUUGUUGGGAAAGGGGGUGAUUAGGGAAAGAGGCGGUCUAUGUCAAUGAUUUCCUUUUUGAAAGGGGGAAGCAAGUGUUAAAGUUGCAAUAAAUGUUUAUCUAAAGCCUCAAAAACUGAUAAUUGUUUCAUCAGUUUUUUGAAGCAUCUAUUAUACUUCGUCUUUUUUGUGUGCUUUUUACAUCAAACUACCACCACACCGCCGGCACUGCGAUAGAAAAUUCCACCUCCAUGAUCGACGUCCAAGGGAUUGCCUUGAAUGUAUCUUCCUGUGAUCUUACUGCCGCGGCCCUGCACACGGAUAGUAACCUCUAAAUGUAUGCUUUACUCAUUUGCAAUAUAUAUGUGCGACCAGUUUUGGGGCUCGUGUGUGCAGUCGCCACCGAAGUCGAGUCAAAAAAACCCUCCCACUACAUCCUUAGUCCUAGUUAGUGCGGCAGGGCAAAAAAUGAAGCAAGAUUCAAUAACUUUUUAACGAUCUGUGAUUUCGAGACAGAAUGAAGAAGCUCUGUACUUCUUCCUCGUGUCCGUCGCUAUUGCUUUUUAGCCAAUGUCUUGGAUUGUUUCUAGUCUUGUUAUAACUGGAAUUGCGUAUGUGCUGGUGGUGGGGGAGGUACGAUUGUUACACCUGUGGUGAAAAGCCAUUUCAAUGCACAACGAAUGCAAUAAACGUAUACGUUCAUGUAACGCUAUGAAUUUUAUUUUCUAAUACCGCCGAAUUUGAAUUUUUCAAGAUAAUUGCUUCCUACAAUGUUCUCAACUUCUUAACUAUGUGCAUGAAGAAUAAGCAACGAUUAGAAAGCUAGAUUGGGUUGUUUAAUAAUAAAAGAAAAAGACAUUUCCUCUCUUCCCCAAAAGGCGAUUAUUAAAUUAUUAUGGACUUACAAAAAGGAGAAACAAGUUAGCGAAGAGUGGUAAUUUAGGCACCUGAUCGAACAGUUGUUGUGAUUUAAUAAUGCAAAUCAAACAAACUAGGAACCAAGCUGGUCAAGUUAGAGUAAACGCAACUCUUUGUAGGAAAAAAGAAGGAAAAGAAAACAAUCUAAAAGAAAAAUAAGAAUGGUAAUACAAUCGAAAACAAACACAGGGAUAUAUUGUUUAUUCUUCAUUUUUGUUGUUGGUCUAAGGUGCGACUAAGUGUGAUACUGUCGCUUCCUUCACAAAACACACAUACACACACGCAAGGGAUAUGAUCAAUGGAGCGCUUAAUGAAAUAUAUUUGAAUGUGAUAAUAAAUAUUUUUAUAUAAAACCAACCAGGUACAAAUGAGAAGGCGAGAGAACAAGAGAUAGAGAGAGAGAGGCUUUUUAACAAAUGGCUGGAACACACUAUGGAUUAUGUAGAAGAAAAAGGGAAAAUAUUAACAAAACGAGACAAACCCCCGAGAGUCGCUUUUAAGCACGCACACAACUAAGCCCAUAAGUUAUUUGCUUUUUUUUGUUGUUGUAAGAAAACAAACCCAAAAGAGAUACACAAACAAAGCGGAACAGAUAAUAACAGGAAAAUCAAAUCACCAAAAUCACGCAACCACAAAACAAAGUUUCAAAUUCGUUUGAAGUAAUCCAUACACAUGCAGACGAGCGAAAAAGACACAAAACUCGAGAAAACACAAACAAAACAGUCAAAAACAAAGAAAACCACAACAAUUCUUCUCCACCAGGCAAAACCACAAACUAAAUAUAAACAAACACGAUAAAGCAAGUAAUAAGCCACAGAACAAGUCAAUGGAAAGCAAACAACAAAACAAACUUGAAAAAAAACAAGAGUCCUCAUUCUGUUUGCAGGCUGGACUGCGGAAAGCUGCAGAUUGCUACAGGGUGAUAGCGUGAAAUGUGCUUAUGAUUUUGUUACGAAACGAAAACGGGAACGAUCGAACGCGCGGGUGUCGUGGUGUCGUCGUCUCUCCAAUCUCAAUUGUGAUCUAAUGACAGAAACAAAACCAACAAGAUGUUGAAACGAUUUUAACUGACGGUUAUGUCCUUUUAAACGAUUAAAUUAACAGUCUAUAGCACGGAAGUUUUUCGGCUGCAAAAACAAAGAAAAGAGCGAAGAGAGAAGACAACAUUAGGCAAACGAUUAUGGAUAUGGCUCUUUUAGUGUAAGGUGUGUAUAAAAAGAGGUACUAUCACAUUCAUAGAUAUUAAUUACGACAGCAGAAAAUCUCACUCUAGAAAUCAUAUGCGUUGCGCGCGGGUAUAGAGGGUAGCAGCAGUGGGUGAAGACAACCUGAAGUUUGAGAGCACUGUGCAAUAAUCUGUGUGUUGCAUUUGCUGUGCCAGGAGGAGGAGGAGGGCCAGUAUCGUACGAACUCGCAAAACUUCACCAUCAGUUUGGUGUUGAUGAUCAUGAUGAUGUGGUAACACAAUUGAUAGUAUUUAAAAGGCCACACAAAUACACAAAAAUCAUUACCACUCAUCCCUUAACAUCCCUUGGUGCCAAUGAGAAAAUCGAACGAUAAACGAAACACGUUCAAAUAAAAGUUUUUAAGCAAAACAAAAACUUUACAAAACAAAGGCUGUUGCAUGUUGAGCAAAACACGUCCGCUGGAGGUUUUGGAGGAGUAGUUUAAGACGUUUCUCUGUGAUUGCAGCCUUGUUCUCAUUCCUUUUUGAGCUAGGUAAAUAAGAUCGGCAAUUUCGAAAAUAAGAAAAUAGUUCCUUGUUUGUUCGGCGAACAAAAUCGCUUCAGAGCAAAUUGACGACCACACAGCAGCAACAGAAAGGCUGCAACGGGUGCAGAGAAACUGAAUUGGCUCCAUCUCAGAUCCAUCACUGAUCUCCAUAUGAUUGGCGAACCAAACGAAUCGUUAAAAAUCACUUGCCUCAAUCGAUAAUACUUUUUGCAAACAAUUGUUUCAAAAAAUUGAAUAUAGAACUGUGAAGUAGGUUUCUGUUUUCAAUACGCUUAUUGCACAAGACGAAGACGGUAUAGCCUAACGCCGUGCUUCUUCAAUACCCAGCUCUAUCUCGAGUGAGUUUGUGCCGAUUGCGUUCUCUCGGUUUCGUUAAUCUUUGCUGCGCUUUGCUUUUGCCGCGUGUGAGUGGUUCUUGCGUGCGUUUUUAAACACUAACCUGUCGAGAAUACUUUAUGUAAGAAAAAGCAACAAACAGAACAAUACAGAAAUCAAUAAGACUACAAAACCAACGUACAAAUUAUAGGUAGUGUGUAGUGUUGCGGGGGCUGUGAAGAAGAACACUAUGCGCUGAAUGGGUCAUGUUUUACAUUACUCUAUCGCGAUAUAAUAUGCCAUAUUGUGUGUGGUGAGAAUUUACAGUGGUAAAGAGUGGCGACUGUGGCGAUAUGUGGCUGCAAUACAUGUAGUGUGUGUAGUGUGCAAGAGAUAUGGCGUGAGAGUUGGAUUUGUAGAGGAUGUUUUUAGUAAAUUUUUUGCAGAUACUGAUCGAAGAUUGGGUCCAACAUUUUAGUGGCGACUUUGAAGACUAGUGGGAGAUUGAGACCUACCAGUGUGUUACCAUCUAUCUUAUCAAUUUUGGACUCGACACAGGCUUUAGACUUUGACUCAAGUUAAGAUGUUAUUGAAUCUUUGAAAGAUCCUGAAAAAUAUAUCCCUCAGAUUGCUAUUCUGAGUUCUCUACAAUCUGAUAUCUGUAGUUGAAACUAUUCACAGGUCCAGGACCUUUAUUGGAACUCUCACGAAGUUGUUACAUGAAAUCUCUGAGGCUUCUGGGAGCUUUUAAGGCCACAGAGAGAUACAUUCAACGUGGCAAAAGGGCUAAUUGGAUAUCAUUUUGAGGAUCUUGUGUAAUGUACGACCUGAAAAUAAGAUCUAGUGCCGCUCUCUGUAGACUGCGGACUCAGACCUACUUUGGUAGACAUCUGUGUCUGUGUUUUGAUCUCUGAGAGCCUCUUGGAAGCCUCAAUUCCCAAAUAUCCACCAAGCAGUUUGGAUAUCUUCACAACACACAGUGAACGUUUUAUGACGCUUUGGAGCAAAUCUUGUGUGUGUCCAAUUGUCAACUGCUACUGUACUGCAAGAGCUAAUGGGUAAGCCCCUUCUGUCAUACACCUAGGUGGUACGAUUUGCAUUUAGAUCUUGUUUGUGGUAUCCCACGUUUUGUUUUAUGUAGCGUAGAUUGGCGCGUCUAGGCGCCGUUUUGAAAGUUUCCUGUGUCUGACCAGCGGCAGCCACAAGAGAUUGGAGAAUAUCUUGAUUUUUUGCUUCCACCUUGUGCCCAACACCAUCCGGCGUUGGACCAGAAUGUCCAGCAGUAGCAGCCUGUUUUUUUUCAUUGCUUGUUUGCGCCUAAGCUGGCUGUUGUUCGGGCUCGGGCGAUCUCACGCGAUCGAACUUUAUGAUAGGCAAUUUUUUUUAUCGCCCUCUCCGUCCAAACCACUUUGCGCGGGGCUCUGGAGGUUGUGGAUUUGGUUUGUAGAAUAAAACAAAAAAACGGAGAAGAAGGCGGAGAAAAACAACGUAGUGGUUUUUGCACCACACCGCAGCAACCGGUUCGCGAUCGCGAUGUGUUGUUGUUGUGGUUUUUGUAAGGCGAUGAGUGUGCUUCGUCAAACUCGUCGUCCCCGCUCUCUAUCUUCACCGCUCCCUGCUUUGUUGAUGGUGUGCGGAGAGCGUUCCGUUUCUGUACGCAUUCGCAUCUUGGAAAGCCUGUUUUCUUUCUCGACUCUCCCUCAAAUCGGGCACGCAUCUUUGUUUUGCGAGCGCAGUAAGCCGUUGGGGGUUAAGGCGCGCUGCGCCGACAGUCUUGGGCAAGAUGUUGAGAUCAUUUGUGUCGGCCCACCACACACCGCAUCAAGACUAGGCGGUCGGGAGUCGGAUGGACACGAGUAGUGCGCGCGGGUGUUGCGAGCUUGCGAAUGCGUUCGAGCAACCGGUUUUUGGCCCCUCUGGUCGUGGUCGUGUUUGCGUUUUCUUUUACCGACAAUUCCCACCCGGAGGGGAGAGAGCAGAGAGCAUAUGUGGUUGCGCACGACACAGAAACAGGUUUUGAAGUCGUCCAGCAGCGUGCGUCUUGCGAGCGUGUCUUGUUGCUCUGUCGUGUGCGGCUGUAAGGAUAACAGUGGGCUACUGUCGCCUUCUCGCGGUUGGCGAUGGACUUGGAAAUCAUUGCCUCAUAAACAGCCAGAGACAUAAAUUUUACGCCCUAUCCUUGCCGUUUAGUGAUGGACGGCACUAUACUACGAUUGCCGUUCAUUCAUGGUCCCGGGCUACGGUCAUCUGUGCUUAAAUACCCAUGUCUGGGCGUUUCAGUGAGUUUAUAUUCCACGUUAAAGGACAACUUUCGAUUGCACACAUCAUGCAUGAAUUGCAGCACAAACGAUAACGAAAACCUUCAACACGUCCACAGCCGCUACUCACCAAAUGAUGCCGCCGUUAAAAGUCGAGUCGAAUAAUGUACAAAUUUUUAACGAAACGAAAACCACAACCGCAAACACCCACACAUACCCAACACACCGAUACAAAGCAAAUGGCGCGGCGAACCCUUACAAACAGCUAAACGACUAACCUUAAAAACAAAGAAAGAUAUAAGAAGCUAAACAAACGAGUUAGACAGAAACAAAACAACAAAACGGUGCAAACAUUCAUAUAGAAAGAUGUAUAUUUUUUAUACCAGUUAGAUAAGGAAAGUGAUAAACGAUCGGAACAACAAGAGCAAGCCGCCACAUAUUCACAAAACAAACGAAGAAGUGAAAAAAAGAGCAUGCAAAAGCCAAUUCCAAAUGUGUUAACAAAAGGAUAGAGAAAAAGAGACCGCUGAAAACCACCACCUGUGUGGUGUAGGAAGGUGUGAAAAACACAAAACUCUAACAAAAUCGAUGCAACAAGAACUGUGAUUGUAAUACGAAACAGUGCGACGGGGGGAGAACAGCAUUGCAACAAAUGCACAUUACAAAACAACACCGCUGAUAACGUAAGAGAACGUUAAAACCACCAAGUUUUGAAGCUCUUGCUGACAAAUUAAAUCAGUAAAAGCGAGAGCAAAAUAGGGAGAACCUAAAUACUGUUGAGAUCAACGAGCUCUGAGGUUCCCUGCACGCACGCAUUGUUGUUAAACUUUUAACCGGUUAACGAAAAACACAAUCAUUCGUAGCAGUUUACGCUGGUUUGCAAGGAGACACAACAACACGAUACGAGAAUGCAUGUGUUAUAUUUUUGCAAGUUUGUUAUUUAAAUUAUUAAUGAAGCAACAAUUGUACGAUUGAGGGGCUUAAGCAGAGAGCGAGAGCAACAUUUGAAUGGUGCAGAAUUUUAUGUAAAAAAAAACACGAACAAACGAUAAAUUUGAUCUAAACUGUUUACUAAAAUGACAAAAAUGGCAAAAUUUAUUGUGUAUGUAGCAGACGAAUUGCAAGUAUAAUUCUUCGAUUAUCAGAAGACAUAAAAUCCCCGUCACCUCCUUCCCCCAAGUUAUCUAUGUGUACAGUUAUGUGUAUAGAAAUGUAAAAAAACAUCAAACAACAACAUUAGCAUAAAUAUACAUUCACAAAGUGAGGAAGUGUCCGAUAGGAGGUGGUGAAAAAUAUACACGAAAUCGCUAGAACGGCGAUCGAAUGAAAAAAACUGUGAAUGUUGUAAUGCAAGUAUAUUAGUUCAAUUUUGAACUGGGCAAAUUUUGGAGCCAAUCUAGAGCCACAGGCCCGCUUACGUGCGCGCGUAUAUAUGUGAAAUCACAAUCGAUAAUCACCAUCAGCACACAGAUCAGCAUAAACAGGUCAUCUCAUUGUCAUUAUCACAGAUGAGACAAAUGGUUUGUGUACAUGAGUAUGUAAUAUGUUUGCAACAAGGAGCAGGAGGCAACCGGCAAAAUUCUCUCACGUUUUCGUUGGGAUGAUUUAUGUUUGUAAAAAUGACCAAAUAAUAACAGCAGAAGCAACAAACGGAAAGGACUCAUAUAGUUAUCCGGGGUUGAUAAAUGCGUCCCCCAAAGUACCCCACCACCAUGUAUCUCUACGAUGUCUUUUGCUAUCGAUAUAGAUGUAUUUCUAUUUGUUUGUUUUUUACAAAACCUUGUUUUUUGUUUCGUUGAAGUAAUGUUAUAUUGGAAAGAUUAACUUAAAUCAACUAAAAGAAAUGACACCUAUCCUAACCUUCAUUUAUAUUUUGCGAAUAUUUUGCGUGCCAGAAACGUGUUACAACAAGCCACGUUUUGUUGUGUGGAAGUGUGUGCGCGCGAACGCGUGUUAGUGUUUGCCCAAUUUGAAAUUGAUCUCGUAGAAUGAACUAAGACCAGAAACAUUCAGUAUUGUUUUGAAUUUUGUAGAAAAAGAAAACCCCAGAACGCGUGGUAAGAAAAAAAAAACUACCGUCGGCUACAAAAUAAACAAAAAAAAAAAAGAGAAGAAUAAAAAACAAACACAUACAAAUGUAAACUAUAAAACAAAAACGAACGGCUGUUAAACAAAAACAAAACAAAACAAAAAAACAAGGAAGAACUGAGUAAGCAAGUAAGGCGAGAAUUUGUACAAAUCAACACGAAACUAAUAACGAAUGCAAUGGACAAACACAGUACUACGUUUAAAAUCUACACCAAGAGAAGAUUACAGACUCUUUGUCCACUCUACUAUUCACUUUCAGUUCAUCACCACCACACUACACAAGCAAAAGUCUCGUGUGUGUGUGUGUGUGUAAUGAAUCGAGCAUUUAUAUAUAUACGGAAAUGUAAUGUGUGUAGCGUUCUGUUCUGAGGAUACUUUGGAAAUGUUAAUAACAAUGUUUAUCUUUGUGUUUGGUGAGUUAGAAUUUGCUGCUAAAAUUGGAAAAUCAUGCAGAGAACAAUGAAAAAAGUAAAACUGAUAUAAAAUAUACCAAAUAA
Anopheles gambiae (African malaria mosquito) is the source of this 18123-nucleotide messenger RNA. It is a transcript of the gene Tob, whose product is annotated as maternal B9.10 protein. NCBI's taxonomy places the organism in Eukaryota, Metazoa, Arthropoda, Insecta, Diptera, Culicidae. Gene Ontology annotation, biological process: negative regulation of cell population proliferation; negative regulation of mitotic cell cycle. The coding region runs from base 2022 to 2933 and encodes 303 amino acids. The transcript has a single exon. Gene Ontology annotation, cellular component: cytoplasm; nucleus. The record is from RefSeq and is a predicted model, not a curated record.